Molecule: messenger RNA, 636 nt
Organism: Mollisia scopiformis
Lineage: Eukaryota; Fungi; Ascomycota; Leotiomycetes; Helotiales; Mollisiaceae
Exons: 3
Coding region: 25-324 (99 amino acids)
Source: RefSeq, a predicted model, not a curated record
UCUAGGACACUUUCAACAUCCAUCAUGUCUACCAACACAAAUGAAGCAUCCCCCGCAGCUAUUACGCAUAAUCAAUCUCCCCAUACCACCAACUCCCUUUCCAACUCCUCCUCCAAUGCAUCCUCCCUCAAACACCAUGUAUCUUCACACUCUCAACUCAACGAAAAAAAACUCUACGAAGCUCGAAUGACCUCAUACUUCUCACCGACAAGCGGUUCUCUACCUCUAUCUCAAUAUACCUCGUCUACGAAAUCCGACUCUGCUCGUGCAAAGGAUAUGAAGGACUAUCUCGAUAGUUUGGACGGCAUAAUUUUCAAAGAAUAAACUCUCCGUGGAUGCAACAACUUACCAGCUUCGACGAACAUAUACUCGAUGACGGAACACAAUGGUGAACGAUCCGAACUAUCAGUAGUGCGAUCACUGAUUGCCCCACGCUGAGACGACUUGGAGCUCUCGGGAUUAUCCCAGGCGAUCCACUGUUCAUGGGGGCACUGUAGUUGCCGAGCCUCGCGUAGUUCAGGGGUACGGGCUAAAUCACGCGAGUCGCGGAAAGAGAUGCAGAUAUUGGGUGGAGUCCGAGUCUCGGGCUAUACAUGUCCCAGGAUGUAAUGGAAGUAAUUUGAGGCUUGAAGGGGU